AUGGGACACAUCUCGGAGCACGUCUCACUGCUUUCUAAAGACCGCGAGGUCGACAUUGAGUUCACACCUGCCAUUAUUGGACGUGGCACAAGCUUUCCGUCUGUUAGUCCUUCCUACUCGGCAUCUCUUGAUGUUAUUAAGAAGCACGAUUACGAAACAGAGAGUGACGUUGCUUCUCUCGCACAAGAAUUGACUCAUGAACAAGAUCAAGAACCUGAUCCUGUGGCAAUUGAUGAAUUUUGGAAAACUAUGGCACUUGCAUACCCAGUAGUCAUCACAUACACUCUUGAGUACCUUCCUGGUCUUGUUUGUAUUGUACUAGUUGGACACAUGCAAUCUCCCGAUACGAAACGGUAUGUGGCAGCAGCAACGCUGUCCACAAUGUUUACCAAUAUAUCAGCACUUUGCAUUGGCUUUGGACUCACAUCAGCCCUCGAUACAUUGUGUUCUCAAGCUUACGGAGCUGGAAAGACUGACAAGCUCGGUCUUUAUUUGCAGUCUGCAAUAAUAGUAGUCGGAUCGUGUCUGAUUCCAGUUUUUCUCCUCAAUUGGCAUACUGAGUUCUUUCUAGUUUUAUUUGGUCAAGAUCCAGAAGUCGCAAAAUUGGCGGGGGAAUUUUCCAGAGUCACCGUGUUUGGUGUACCCUUUUUAUAUGUAUAUGAAAUGCUGCGGAAAGUAUUGCAAGCCCAAAAUAUUGUACGACCAAUGGUAUUAUUUGCUUUAAUCGGAACGUUUAUCAAUGCUGGUGGUGGUUAUAUGCUCACGUACUGGACAUCCUUGGGAUUUCACGGAGCAGCACUUUCAAGAACAUUGGGCUAUAUGGUAUUACCAUUGUGCCUUGUGCCAUACUUUAUCAUAAGCGGCAAUCACACCAAGUGGUGGAAUGGUUGGCAAUUAAAACAAGCUUAUGCGUUGGCGCCUCUUUUUUUAAGACUUGCAGGACCGUCAUUUAUGAUGAUGGCUAUGGAAUGGUGGGCUUAUGAGCUCCUUGCAGUAUUGGCUGGAAAUUUGCCAGAUGGAGUUGUAGCAGUAAGUGCGCAUGCUGUGCUUAUGAACGUCGCGUCUUCAAUUUAUACAGUUUUUAUGGGUGUUGCGAUUGCAAGCAAUAUUCGAGUUGGAAAUUGUUUGGGUGCGAAUCAUCCUAAAAAGGCGCGAGUGAUCAGCCGGACUACACUAAGUACAGUCUUCGUCCUCUCGUGCGUUUUCGCUGGUAUCGUGUUCAUGCUUCGACACGAGAUCCCGCGUCUUGUGAUAAAUGACCCCAUUGCAAUUCAACGUGCUUCAGGUGCACUUCUUGUGAUGGUUCCUUAUGAAAUCAUUGACUCCCUCAAUUGUGUCAUACAAGGGAUUUACAAAGGUGUUGGGUGGCAAAAUAGAGCUGCAAAGACCAACGUUCUGGCCUUUUAUGUUAUCGGUAUUCCGUUUGGAGCAUUAUUAGCUUUUCAUUUUGGUGUUGGAAUUGAAGGACUAUGGGUAGGCUUUGGCGUCGGCAUCGCUACAGCGUUUACAGUUUGUAGCAUCAAUCUUUACUACGCAAGCUGGGAGCAAAUGGCCCUUGAAGCCCGAGCACGACUCGCUCAUUAA
Molecule: messenger RNA, 1584 nt
Organism: Plasmopara halstedii
Lineage: Eukaryota; Oomycota; Peronosporomycetes; Peronosporales; Peronosporaceae
Product: multidrug oligosaccharidyl-lipid polysaccharide flippase superfamily
Exons: 1
Coding region: 1-1584 (527 amino acids)
Biological process (GO): xenobiotic detoxification by transmembrane export across the plasma membrane
Cellular component (GO): membrane
Molecular function (GO): xenobiotic transmembrane transporter activity; antiporter activity
Source: RefSeq, a predicted model, not a curated record